Messenger RNA from Drosophila serrata, 1302 nucleotides. RefSeq lists its product as uncharacterized. Lineage: Eukaryota; Metazoa; Arthropoda; Insecta; Diptera; Drosophilidae. The record is from RefSeq and is a predicted model, not a curated record.
AAACAGAGGCAAUUUCGAGUCAAUUCUCCGUUGGAACGGUUCGCGUGCUUCUCGACUCCGGAAUUCAAUGAAAAGUUUCACACAAGUUGCAACGCUCGCCACCAAUUAAGUAGGUCUGGAAAAAUAAAUAACCAUACUGUAUAUAUAUUCAUCUUUGGAAUUCUGAAUAAACAAAACGCAUCGCAGCAAGGAAAAUAUAUAAGUUGUGCCCCAGUUGAAUUUGGCUUUUGUUUUUCUUGAACAUUGGUGUCGAAAGUGAAGGAAUUUGUGUGUCACUUCUACUAAAAUAGCAUACCAAAGAUGUCAGAGCCCGCAGCCCAACAACAGCAGCCGCAGAACGGCAAGGAGCGCUCCAAGUCGACGGAGGAGAAGGAGAUUCCACGGGAACCGGCAUUGGUCCUCAAAGACAUUGAUAUAAAGACUGAAUUAGAAAGCCUAGUGAAGCUGCUGGAUGGCAAGAUCUACAAGGAGGAGGAGGUGGCCAUGGAGGAGCUGCAUCAGUAUUUGAUCGAGGACGAUGGCUCCUGGGCGCUCGGUGACAAUUUUCUGGUGUUCGUGCAGCGCGUCCUGCGCGACGUUCAGGCCUUCUCCCCAGACACACGGAUACACAUGAUCCGCACGUUGGCCUACGCUGCUCUCAAAGACGAUGUGAUCAUCAUUCUGCACCAGGAUCGUCGUGAUCACACACUAAUGAACUUUGCCCAGGACAUUGAUAAGCACACACCCGAGGAGCAGCAGGCAUGGGCCAUGUUUAUGUGCAACUUGUUUGAGAACCUGGGUCCCUCCGAAUGGCUGCUCUACAUCUCCGAGUGGGAUUACAAUGGCCAGACCAUCUCCAAUAUCCGAGUGACCACAAAGGUGGCUGUCCAUUGCAUCCUUUCCAAUUGCCCGCAGCUGAAAAAUAUUGGCAGCAUGAUUCUCUACAAUAUUGCGAUCAAGGAAGUUAAGACUGUGGUUUUCGACGACAUCGCCGUGGAGCUGGCCAUGGCCAUUCUUCAGUUCUUCCAGAGCAGUCCCAACGAGGACCAGAUCUUCCGCACGCUGAAGGCCCUCGCCCGCUUCCUAGAGGUCUCGCAAGACGUGCCGAUGAUCAUUCAAAUGAUUGGACCCCAUCCAAAACAAUUUGCCGGCAAGAGCGAGCGCGUGGAUGAGCUGAUAAAGAUCAUCAGUCGCAAGGUGCCCGCCUAGGAGACUUCCAAGAAACAUAACCAUAGUUGCCCUCAUUCUAACAUCCAUAUAUUCUAGACCAUCCCCACACUUUUGUAAGGCAUUUUAGCGACACAAUAAACACUUGUACCCCUC